AUUGAUAUCACUAAUCGAUAUCAAGCUAAAUGUGUCAUCACUAGUGAAAAACCACGCUUUCUAAAAAGGGUGAAAUUCGCAAUAGGAAUUGACAAAUGGACAAGGAAAACAGAUCAGGUGACCAUUUAAAGUAUCAGCCGUUGGGCGAUCAGGACGGGAUAAGUUCGAAAUUGCCGGACAUUCCGAGAGCCCUGCAAUUGACUAAUGCCAAGGAAUCCUCCGCGACUCGCGGUUUAGGCCAAAGUGCUUCUAAGUCCGAAAUGGGGAAAUCCCAGCUUCAGAACGAUUCAUCUCUUCAAAAAAACAUUCAGGAAACUAAAACCAUUACUGGAUCGUGCAUCGAAGCUCAAAGAAUAGGGGCUACACCGAAGAAGCAAUUGGAAGGCGUCAAGGAACCUAAUAUGAUUUCUUUAUUACACACUAAUGCCAGUAGCAAUGUGGAUGAUCGCCAGCGCCAGGAGACAAUAGAUAAUGAAAAAAGUGAUGUCCAGAAAGAGAAAGAGGACGCGAAAGUGAAAGUCAUAAGAAACAUCGAAAAGGUGCAAUUUGGGCGUUACGAGAUCGAGACCACGUCUUCCAGUCCCUAUCCUGUAAUAAACGACAAGGCGACCACCAUUUACGUUUGUGAAUUCUGCCUAAAAUACAUGUGCUUGCGGAAAAGUUACUCCUACCACCUAUACGAUUGCAAGAAGAGGUGUCCGCCGGGCAGCUUGUUAUACCGAAAAGACAAUAUUUAUAUCUACGAGGUCGAUGGCCAUAAGGAGCAGCUGUAUUGCCAGUGCCUCUGCCUAAUGUCAAAGCUCUUUCUGGAAAACAAGAAAAUUCUUUACAGCUCGAGUUCGUUCUUGUUUUAUAUCCUGUGUUUGAAGGACAAGGAUGGCGAGCACUUUGCAGGUUACUUCGCCAGGGAGAAGACUAUGCUGAAUAUCAACCUGAAUUGCAUCCUUGUUUUACCGCCCUAUAUGCGCAAGGGAUACGGAAAGUUGUUGAUUGAUCUGAGCUACGAGAUCUCUCGCAGGGAGGCAUGCAUCGGAGGUCCCAAGAAGCCGCUGUCGAAAGUUGCCAGACUUUGUUACCUCAGCUAUUGGGGCCACAUCCUCCUCAAUCUGCUGAGGCACCACUCAUCACCGGACCUGGUGACCAUCGAAGAGCUGAGCAAAGCGACUGGCUUCCGCGAGGAGGACAUAAUAAGCACUUUAGAAUUUAUGGGGAUGACGAAGUACUACAAGGUUGACCACAUCAUGUUCUACACUACUUCAUCGAUAAUUGAAGAUCGCCGUGGGCUCGCACAGUUUAAAAAGCCGAGGUUGACCAUUCACAGGAAUCGCCUCUCCUGGAAGACACCCACAGGACGAAAGUAGAACAUUUUCAUGAUAUAUGUAUGCCACUUUGUAUGCCAACAAUUUACACUAGUAAACUGAUUGC
Drosophila melanogaster (fruit fly) is the source of this 1425-nucleotide messenger RNA. RefSeq lists its product as uncharacterized. Gene Ontology annotation, biological process: regulation of DNA-templated transcription; chromatin remodeling. The transcript is spliced from 2 exons. Gene Ontology annotation, molecular function: histone acetyltransferase activity; protein-lysine-acetyltransferase activity. The record is from RefSeq and is marked reviewed. The coding region runs from base 96 to 1361 and encodes 421 amino acids. Gene Ontology annotation, cellular component: nucleus. Lineage: Eukaryota; Metazoa; Arthropoda; Insecta; Diptera; Drosophilidae.